Porites lobata is the source of this 734-nucleotide messenger RNA. The record is from the annotation of a GenBank genome assembly. Lineage: Eukaryota; Metazoa; Cnidaria; Anthozoa; Scleractinia; Poritidae.
CUUACCAAGAUUCUUGCCAAGAUUCCCUUAGUAAAUUUUACCAAGAUUGUUACUAAGAUUCUCUUAAUAAAUCUUACCAAGAUCCUUGCCAAGACUCAAGUAGUAAUUCUUACCAAGAUUCUUGCCACGAUUCCUGUAGUAAUUCUCACCAAGAUUCUUGCCAAGAUUUCCGUAGUAAAUCUUACUAAGAUUCUUCCCAAGAAUCCCUUAAAAAAUCUUUACAAGUUUCUUAUCAAGAUUCCUAUCGUAAUUCUUAUUAAGAUUCUUGCCAAGAUUCUUACCAAGAUACCCACAAGAAUUACUCCAAAUCUUGUCAAGAUUCCCUUAGUAAAUCUUAUUAAUAUUCACGUUGUAAUUAUUACCAAGAUUUUUACCAAGAUUCCUGUAGCAAUUCUUACAAAGAUUCUUAGCAAUAUUCCCUUAGUAAAUGUUACCAAGAUUGUUACUAAGAUUCUCUUAACAAAUCUUACCAAGAUCGUUCCAGGGACUGAAGUAGUAAUUCUUACCAAGCUUCUAGCCGAGAUUCUCCUAGCAAGACUCUUUUAAUAAAUCUUACAAAGAUUCUUUCCAAGAUUCCCGUUUUAAUUCUUACCAAGAUUCUUUCCAAGAUUCCCUUCGUAAAUCUUACCAAGAUUGUUACUAAGAUUCUCUUAAUAAAUCUUACCAAGAUCCUUGCCAAGACUCAAGUAGUAAUGCUUACCAAGAUUCUUGGCAAGAUUCCUGUAGUAAUUCUU